AUGGAGUCUCACUAUCAGACGAGUUCCCGGGGAUGCUCCGGUGCAUCCUUCCUUUUCCUUCUUGUUUGCUACACUUUUCUUGCUUCCCUCGCAUCCGCUGAACUACACGUCCAUGAAUUCGUUAUCAAGGCAACGCCAGUGGAGAGGCUAUGCAAAACUCACAAGACCAUCACCGUGAAUGGUCAGUUCCCUAGUCCAACGCUCGAGGUGAGAGAUGGCGACUCGCUAGCCAUCACAGUCAUCAACAAAGCUCGUUACAAUAUUAGCAUCCAUUGGCAUGGACUCCGGCAACUUCGAAACCCGUGGGCCGAUGGACCAGAGUACAUAACUCAGUGUCCGAUCCAACCGGGACAAAACUACACAUACAGAAUCAAGAUCGAAGACCAAGAAGGUACGCUUUGGUGGCAUGCUCAUAGCCAUUGGCUUCGAGCCACCGUCUAUGGAGCUCUCAUUGUUUACCCUCGUCUCGGUAGUCCUUAUCCUUUCCCUAUGCCCAACCGUGACAUCCCAAUUAUCCUCGGGGAAUGGUGGGAUAGAAACCCUAUGGAUGUUCUGAGGUUAGCCCAAUUCACCGGAGCAGGACCAAACGUCUCCGACGCUUACACCAUCAACGGCCAACCGGGCGAUCUAUACCGCUGCUCCCGACCUGAGACCAAACGGUUUCCUAUUUCCCCCGGUGAGACUGUUCAGCUCCGUCUCAUCAACGCCGCUAUGAACCAAGAACUCUUCUUCGCCAUCGCCAACCACCAGCUCACGGUCGUGGAGGUAGAUUCCGCGUACACUAAGCCUUUCACCUCAAGCGUCGUCAUGAUCAGUCCAGGCCAGACCUUCAACGUCCUUAUUACUGCUAGCCAAGACCCCGGCCACUAUUACAUCGCGGCAAGGGCCUACAAUAGUGGAAAUGUUGCCUUCGAUAACACCACCACAACCGCUAUUUUAGAAUAUACUAACGCUCCUCGUGGACACAGUAAGAUCGCAAAGGUUUAUCCUGUCUUGCCAGGGUUCAAUGAUACUGCUACGACAACUACAUUCAUUAACCGCUUGCGGUACUGGAGCUUUAAUCAGAACGCACCGGCUUUCCCGGUCUUGCCAAGGUUCAAUGAUACUGCUACCGCAACUGCAUUCGUUAACCGUUUGCGGUACUGGAAGAUAGCUCCAGUACCGCUCCAAAUCGACGAAAAUCUGUUUUUUACGGUUGGGUUAGGGCUGAUAAACUGCACCAACCCGAACAGUCCGAGAUGCCAGGGACCAAACGGAACACGGUUGGCUGCAAGCAUGAACAACGUCUCAUUUGUCCUUCCUCGGAGUAACUCUGUCAUGCAAGCCUAUUACCAAGGAAUCCCCGGGAUCAUAACCGCAAAUUUCCCGCCAGUUCCUCCGGUUCAAUUUGAUUACACAGGAAACGUAAGCCGUGGGCUUUGGCAACCUGUGAAAGCCACAAAGGCCUACAAGCUUAAGUACAAUGCCAAUGUGCAGAUUGUAUUGCAAGACACGAGCAUUGUUACGCCUGAGAACCAUCCUAUGCAUCUACAUGGGUACCAGUUCUAUGUCGUCGGGUCGGGUUUCGGGAAUUUUGACCCGAAUAAAGAUCCGGCUAGUUUCAAUCUCUUUGACCCGCCGGAAAGGAAUACCAUCGGAUCCCCUCCCGGUGGAUGGGUGGCCAUCCGGUUCGUUGCUGAUAAUCCAGGAGCUUGGUUUAUGCACUGUCACAUUGACACGCAUCUAGGAUGGGGUCUGGCGAUGGUUUUCCUAGUCGAGAAUGGAACAGGACAGCUCCAGUCUGUGCAGCCUCCACCGUUGGAUCUCCCAAGAUGCUAA
This is a messenger RNA of Arabis nemorensis, 1818 nucleotides long. Lineage: Eukaryota; Viridiplantae; Streptophyta; Magnoliopsida; Brassicales; Brassicaceae. The record is from the annotation of a GenBank genome assembly.